AAUCUUUGUACUGUGAACGUAAAAAGCCAGUGAUUUUACUAAAAUACUAUGUGAUAACUGUAUAUCUAGUUAUUAGGCCAGUAUUAGUUCGUAAAAUGGUGCUACAUGGAGGUUGUGAGACGGAAAUACAAAUAUUUGAUCAUGAGGCCGGCAUAUAGCGAAGGUGGAACGGGCGCAAACUACACUUAAUGGUUUUCAUGGAUGAGCGGGAGGGCGCGGGGCGUCGUGAAGACGCCGUGCUGCCCACUACCAUGGAGGCUUGCGGCCCCCCGGUACAAAUGGAGCCGGUAGACUUGAGUCUCAAACGACCCCCCACUCCCAGGAGACGAGGCCGGCCUCCUGCCAGCGCAAUGCCUACAUCAUCAAAGAUCAACCGAGAAGGACCGGCGCACACGCAACUUCCUAUUAAAUUGAGUCACGAGACGCCGAAAAUUAAGGUGGGCCCCGACCUCCGCAACGCGAGAAAACCUCAACACAGUACGACUAAGUUAAAACCACCACAAGACAAAUACCCGCUGAUCCCGCCCCACCUAAAACCCGGUUACAACCCCGAGCUGAAGAACUUCUUCCUGAACACCGCGCUCCAGCUGUCCGGUCUCAGCCAGCUGAAGAAGGAAGAAGAACAGAACAGAAGGAGGCUGCACAAGUGCGACGUGGCCGGGUGCCACAAGGUGUACACUAAGAGUUCGCAUCUGAAGGCGCAUAAGAGGACGCAUACAGGCGAAAAACCCUACUCUUGCGGGUGGGCAGGCUGCGAUUGGCGCUUCGCUCGCUCCGACGAACUGACCCGACACACACGCAAACACACGGGGCAUCGUCCGUUCACGUGCCCCUUGUGUAGACGGUCUUUUGCACGGUCCGACCAUCUAGGACUGCAUAUGAGACGACAUUGACCAUUAUAUCAUCAUU
Messenger RNA from Cydia amplana, 909 nucleotides. Its product is annotated as Krueppel-like factor 3. Bases 189 to 893 code for a protein of 234 amino acids. Lineage: Eukaryota; Metazoa; Arthropoda; Insecta; Lepidoptera; Tortricidae. The transcript is spliced from 8 exons. The record is from RefSeq and is a predicted model, not a curated record. Gene Ontology annotation, molecular function: DNA-binding transcription factor activity, RNA polymerase II-specific; RNA polymerase II cis-regulatory region sequence-specific DNA binding. Gene Ontology annotation, biological process: regulation of transcription by RNA polymerase II.